UGGUCGUGUCGCGUACAUACAAAGGAGAGGAAAAGUUAACUAAAAAGAAAUGAUAUCAAGAUUUUGAUGUUUAAGUGAUGUACCUACGAAGGGAGUUAGUGAGUGAGGCAAGGGUGAAGUCCUGGUAAAUAAAUCAGGAAGAAUUAAAAUAUGUGGCGUAUUUAGUAAAAAAGUUACGAUUUUUAACUUGAUGCUGACAGUUUUGAACCGAAAUGUUGACAGAAUGUUAAAAAGGCAAUUAACUAGUGUCUAGCAUUUAAACAUUUGGUGAAACAAAAGUGGCAAGUUCACAGCCUACUCCUAUCAGGAUUCUCUGUUUAACUGUGUGAUAAUUCAAUUUCCACUGAAAUGCACUAAAUCUGCAACGCACCAAAUUUUUACUUCGUCGCAUUUGUGGGAGUAUAAUUAAAUGAACCACGUGGAAAUCUAAAAUAAUAAAGAGAUGUGGUCAGCGCUAAGAAAUGCUUAAGGUAGUACAUAAAUAGGCGUCAUUUUUGAUUGUGAAAAGAUUGUUAUGGCGGAGCUAAAACUUAAUAAAAAAAAGUAAGUAACUAAAUUCGCCUCAGCGCAAGCAAACUGUGAAGUGCAUAAUUAAAAGAGACCAUUCCCAAUUGGCACUCAAUGCAAUGAAAUCGCAGACAUUUUACGUCAAUCCCAUAAAACGUGUCCUUGCCCAUUGAGUCACGUGCGUGCGUUUGCCGUAGAGUGGCUUCAAGUGUUGUCGAGUGUGCACUUGCCUACUCUGCGUUUAAUUAUCUUAAUUGAAUGUGCGUUUUAUGAGGUGCCCCCAACUAGCUGGCAAGCGCGAUACGAGUAAUUGUUGCUCGAAUAAAUAAAAAAGAAACAAAAACAAAAAAAUAAAAAAUAACCAGAAGAUACAUCGAAAAACCCGCAACGAGUCGCUCACUUGACCAAGUGCCAGAAAACCUCCAACAAAAUAGCCGCACAACGAUAACGACUACUACUUUUUUAUAAUUUGUACGUAAAAAUUUCGAAGUGUGUGAACAAGAACUAAGUCCAUCCGUGUGUGUUCGUUGGUGUGUGUGUGUGCUGAAGGCCAUAUUGCUGCAAAUAACAAUUUGUGCCACACUGAGUGUUAGGCUGUGUUGCGCAAACAGCAAAAUCACAUUCAAAUAAAUGAGGAACAAAUCGAAGCGCACACCAACAACGAAAACAAAACCAACAACAUAGCUUCAUUCUAUCCGUUCGAGAUCAGUCGCCAAACAUCAGCAACCGAUUGCUGCCGCGGGUGAGUUGGGACGCGGCCUUCACGCGCCGUCAUCACGCGCCGCCAGCCACACACAAUUUCCGAUAACAGCUGAACUACAAUAACAAUGUAAAAACGCAAAAUUGUCAUCAGCAGUCAGCAGUCAUUGGCAUUGAUUUUCUUUUUGUGAGUUCAUUUUCAUUUUGUGAAUAUUCUUUGGACGUCAAUGCCGCGCCAACUCAUUGCUGCUGUCGUCCUCGUAGUCAUCGCUAUUGCCUUGUCAUUUUGGUAAUUGCGAUAUCCCUACGCUGUUUGCAUAGCAGAAACAGUCAAACACCAAAAACAAAAAAAAAAAGAAAACAAAUAUCUGAAUUUCGGAUGAAAUGUUGCUGGAAUACGUAAUGAUGCUGCUUGUGUUCGGAUUAACCACAACCGUUGAGCGGAGCCACAUAGACGCGCUAGCAUUCGAGGGUACGACAAGACAUCCGCCACAUCAUCACCAUACACCGCCGACGCUGGCGCCGCCACCAUUACAUACACUCACACCCAGUGGGCAUCAGCUGUCUCAGCAGUUUUUGGAAUCCAUGUCACUAGCAGCACAGCUGCCAUCCACUACAUCACUCUCGUCGUUGUCAUCGUCUUCAUCCGCAUCGCUGGCAUCUCUUUCACAGCUCGAGCUCUCUAAUGCCAUCGUGGACAGUUUCGAAGGCGUCGGCAGCAGCGUUGAGCCGCAAUUUGAAAACACCACCGAACGCGAAGUGAUUGCGGCCGUCGGCACCACAGCCCGCAUGCACUGCCGUGUGCGAAAUCUUGGUGAUCGCGCCGUUUCGUGGAUACGCAAGCGAGACCUGCACAUUCUCACCAUUGGCAUCAUGACGUAUACGAAUGAUCAGCGCUUCCUGGCGCGACACAUCGACAACUCGGACGAGUGGGUGCUGAAGGUGGUGUCGGUGCAGCCGCGCGACGCUGGCAUCUACGAGUGCCAAGUGUCAACAGAGCCGAAAAUCAGUCAGGCGUACAAGCUGAUGGUUGUGACAUCGAAGGCGCAAAUCCUCUCGAAUCGCGAACUCUUCAUACAAAGUGGCAGCGACAUUAAUUUGACGUGCAUCGCACCGCAAGCGCCCGGGCCCUACACGCACAUGAUGUGGUACAAGGACAGCGAAUUAAUUAACGAUUCAACGCGCGGCGGUAUACGCGUCGUAUCGGAGCAGCAAAUGAAGACGAGCAAUUUGGUGAUAUCGCGCGUGCUGCACCGGGACUCGGGGAAUUACACAUGCGCGGCAGAUAAUUCAAAUUCCGACAGCGUGUUUGUGCAUAUCAUCAAGAGUGAGCAGCAUGCGGCCAUGCAACACGAACUGGCCACACGGAUGCAGACGCCGCGGCUACUG
Molecule: messenger RNA, 2595 nt
Organism: Rhagoletis zephyria (snowberry fruit fly)
Lineage: Eukaryota; Metazoa; Arthropoda; Insecta; Diptera; Tephritidae
Product: protein sidekick-2-like
Biological process (GO): synapse organization
Cellular component (GO): neuron projection membrane
Source: RefSeq, a predicted model, not a curated record